GUCAGCGGAUACAUACACCCUGAUAGCUAUUCGAUUUCGAGUCGGUGCCACUCACUUCGUGCAACUUUGUAUUCUGCUCGUAAGAAAAAGUUCUUCGAGUCACUGAGAAGCAGAAAAAUGUCUUGUACAGUCGUACGGUCGCCUUUGCUACGUGGUUCUACGAUUAGGCAUUACGCGGCUGCAGCGACUGCGCCGUCUUCUGCUUCUACUGCUCUUGAAAGUCAAGUUUUGGGCAACAAAGUCACUGUUGCUGCUCUUGACAAUAACUCACCAAUUGCCCAAGUAUCCAUCGUCUUCAGAGCUGGGUCACGAAAUGAAACAUACGAUACACGAGGUGUGGCACAUCAUUUGAGGAUAGCAGCAGGAUUAGGUACAUCCGAAGCUAGUGCUUUUGCCAUAACAAGGAACAUUCAACAGCUUGGUGGAAAUUUAAUGGCAACUGUAGACCGUGAAAGUACUGCAUACACACUACAGAUUACUAGAAACAAUUUAUCAGAUGCUCUACAAUUUUUGGAGUGUGUUGCUACAAAGCAAGUAUUUAAACCAUGGGAGGUAUCAGAUGAGCAGCCCAGAUUAGAAUACGAAUUGCUCUCCUUGUCAGAUGAGACUAAAGUUAUUGAAUUAUUACAUAAAGCAGCAUAUCGUACCGGCCUUGGAUACUCCUUGUAUACUCCAAAGCGUCAACUAGGUAAAAUUGGCACAGAAACUUUACAGCACUUUGUCAAUACAUGGUGCACUGCACCUAGAUGUGCAGUUGUAGGAACUGGGGUUUCGUUGUCAGAACUUUCCGCAUUCGCGGCAAAUUUGGAACUUGGAUCAGGAGAUCCUACGAAUGAGGCGUCACGAUAUUAUGGAGGAGAGAUUCGUGAAGAAACAAGCUCCGAUCUAACUAAUGUAGCGGUUGCCGUCGAAGGUGUAGCCGCGAAAAAUGAACAGGACGCUCUAGCAUGUGCAGUACUGCAAAGAGCAACUGGUGCCGAACCACGUGUUAAAUGGGGUGGCAGUGCGGGUCCAUUACAAAAGCAACUUUCGAGCGCUGCAGGCACGGAGCCGUUUGCUGUGUCAACGUUUAACGCUAGUUAUUCCGAUUCAGGACUUUUCGGUGUUGUUUUAUGUUCGACACCCAACGCAGCGGGAUCUUUAACACAAGCAGCUUUCAAAUGGUUGAAAUCUAUGAAAUUAUCCGAUGCUGAUGUUGCUCGCGGUAAAGCUAUAUUGAAGGCUGAAGUUUUAAACGCAGCGGACAAUGUAAAUGCUUCGUUAGAGAAUUUACAGUAUGAAGCCUUGACAAAGGGUAAAGCCUCUACACCCGAGUCGUUGGUUGCGGCUGUUGACAAUGUUUCUGCAUCUAGCGUAAAAUCUAUUGCCGAUAAACUUGCUGGUGGAAGGUUAACCAUGGCUUCCAUUGGCGACUUGAAAACUGUACCGUAUUUUGAUCAAUUGAAAUAGAUGUAAAACGUAUUCCGUUAAAGCGGCGAGUAGCACGAAGUCGAUAUACGGUCUCUUUUGCAUCGUUGAGAAGAUCGAAGCCGCAGUUCGUGCAAGUUACCCAUACAAAUUCCUGCAACACGUUUCGAUAACGCGUGCGCUUCAUCGCAGUGAACGUAACAUUCUGUAGAUACGAAUAGAAAUAAAAACAGCCUUUAUUCCCAA
Molecule: messenger RNA, 1653 nt
Organism: Hylaeus volcanicus
Lineage: Eukaryota; Metazoa; Arthropoda; Insecta; Hymenoptera; Colletidae
Gene: UQCR-C2
Product: cytochrome b-c1 complex subunit 2, mitochondrial
Exons: 7
Coding region: 118-1449 (443 amino acids)
Cellular component (GO): mitochondrion
Molecular function (GO): metal ion binding
Source: RefSeq, a predicted model, not a curated record